CUCUUGUCAAAGCGAGACCGACCACGCGGUGCUGUAGUACCCCCAACCCCCACCCCCCCACUCUCCCUCCCCCUCCCCCCUCCCCGUCCCCCCUCCCCGUCGCAAGUAAAUGGGCGACCUGGUGGAUCAUAGACGAGGAGACCCCAGAGAACCCCCGACGCAGCAGAGUUAGAGAGAGCGAGCGAGCGAGAGAGAGAGAGAGAUAGACCGGGCGGAGCAAAUCUGCUGUGGCUGGCGGUGGUGAGGAGGCAGCAGGAGGAGGAGAGGAGAAGAGAAGGAAAAAUUAGAGAGGAGAGGAGAGGCGAGGCGAGGCGAGAGGAGGGAGAGAGGGGGAGGGGGGAGCAGGAGGAAGGUGCUGGUAGCUUACCCUGGGAUUUCGUGGUGAUUUGACGACGACGGCUCUGGCAGGCGAUGAUGAAGACUAGGGAGGACAGACUGAAAUUGGGUGCGGGAAAGAAAUGAAAGGUCAAUGGACGAGGAGGUCCUGCAAGAAGUCUGAUAUUCUGAUGAGGAAGCGAGGGAGAGUUGUGUCUGGCAUUGUUGUUGCGGAGGACGAGGAGCGCAAGGUAUCGGCAGCUGGUUUGGUGCUGUUCAGGAGGGAAACGAUGAGGCGUGAUUAGGUUAGAGGUGAGAGCACCACGGGAGUGGGCGAUGGUGGAAGCCUCUGCGACUGGAAGACCGCAGAUUGUCGUGGUCUUUUAGGUCUGUGGAGUCGGGGAAGGCAUGUUCAGCCGGGGACGGUGCUGUGGUCUACUCCGGUUGCCUCACCCUCGUGGUGUUUUCGUAGAAUUUGAUAAUGUGUGCGAUUUUUUCGAGUCUCAGUAGAUUGGAGUUGGCAAUUUGGUGUGCCUGGGUGCUGAUGGGCAGCCACUGGAGACAAUGACAGUCCAUUUGGCGGAGUUGGGACUUCCUGGUGUUGGUGAAGCUCUAUGACAGAGCUGCGUUGUUGAUAAUUCCACGAGUGCUGUCCCGAGCGCGCAGGGAUGGGGUCCGAUGACAAAGUUAGAAGGAAGGAGACCGCAAGAGGUGCACGAAUUCUACCCGAGAGUCCAAGAAAUGUUUACGGGGGUAUGGACAGUCCUGGUUCGAAUAACGGGUUGAGCGAGUUCUCACUCGAAGAACGCUGGUUAAUCGAUCCCGCUCUGUUGUUUGUGGGAGCUAAAAUUGGGGAAGGUGCACAUGGGAAAGUUUACGAGGGCAAGUAUUUGGACCAAAAUGUCGCAGUCAAGAUUUUGCAGCCUCCUGAGACGGUCGAGGAGUCGGCUAAAAUGGAAUCCCGAUUUGCCCGGGAAGUGGCCAUGCUGUGUAGAGUGGAACACAAAAAUUUGGUGAAGUUUGUAGGAGCAUGCAAGGAGCCUGUGAUGGUCAUUGUCACAGAGCUUCUCGGGGGCAAGUCUCUCCGCAAGUAUAUGGCGGGUCUUCGACCCAAGCGAUUGGAUUUGCGUUGUGCUGUGAGCUUUGCGUUAGACAUUGCCCAAGCCAUGGACUGUCUCCACUGCAAUGGAAUCAUUCACCGUGAUCUCAAGCCUGACAAUUUGCUUCUAACGGAUGAUCAGAAGGUUGUGAAACUUGUUGACUUCGGACUGGCGAGAGAAGAAACAUUGACGGAGAUGAUGACAGCAGAGACGGGAACUUACAGGUGGAUGGCGCCCGAGCUUUACAGCACAGUGACCUUGAGAAAUGGAGAGAAGAAGCAUUACAAUCACAAAGUAGAUGUCUACAGUUUUGGCAUAGUGCUAUGGGAGCUCUUAGUGAACCGCAUGCCUUUCGAAGGUAUGUCCAAUCUUCAAGCUGCGUAUGCCGCAGCUUUCAAGAAGGUGAGACCAGUGAUUGCCGACAAUCUGCCCGAAGACCUAGUCUUCAUUCUCCAGUCUUGCUGGGCUGAAGAUCCAGAUAUUCGACCCAAUUUUGCCCAAGUUGUGCGUAUGCUCAACACAUUUCUCUCUACGCUCCCUUCGCCUCGUACUCCGGGUUCUCCUCUCACUCCCGCAGCCCCCGUCCGUGCUCCCGUGGAGGCGCCCCCAAAUUUCAUCAUGUCAAACCAAAACCAGCAGCAAGGCAGCAACGACCGAGGCGCUGGCAUCAGCUCGAAGUCACAGAAGUUUUUUAUGUGGUUUGGCCAGUGCUUUUUGUCAGGAGCACAAGAUCAUGCGUCUGUCUGAAGCGCGCUCAGCCCUGUCUAUAUGGUUACUUGUGGUGAUCUGAUCAACCUGCGAAACGCAUAUCCUGAAGGAAGGAUGAAUAUGUAUCAAACAAGGGAAGGCCCUCGUCUGCGAAGACUCGUGCAAUUGGCAAAUACUGGAGCCACUGGCUUUUAUUAAAGGGUGGCUUCAAUUUUCUUCUGUCAAGCCACUCAAGUUGUGUACAUUACCCCAAGGGCUUUCGUACGUGGCGAACAAUCAAGUGUGGAGAUUUUGUCAGUUUGAAGGCAUUCACCACCACUGUACAUAGUAAGCCGCGUUCUGAGGUCCAUAUAACCCAUCGUGCAAAUUUGUUGCUACGAAACCCCUGAUGUCCAAUUCUUUACCGCUAGUUCGUUCAAGUCGGUCCUUCUGUACUGAGAAGGGUUGCAAAUGAAACAUGGCAUUAAAUGUUCAUACCCCUGCUACCUUCUUCUUUAGUAGUCGCUGUUAGCAGUAUAAUGUCCAGUGCAUCAUUUUCGGAAUCUGCUCUCAUAACACACGUUAACAUCCAUACAUUUCUACUACGAUGGACGACAGUCUGCAGAGGAGAUCCUGUUUUGCCAUCUCAAGACUUUUUUUGUCUUCGAGAUGGGUUUUGAACUAUGUGCUUCUCAGCGGAAGUGGAUAGACAACCUGUAAGUAAUCUAAGAAGUCUUGCCAAGCUAUUGUGUAGAAACUGGGUCUACCGGCAUGUAAAGAUACUCGGUGAGAAGCAGGCGAGACCUCUCAGUGAAAAAUCAGAUGGUAUUGACUAGUCUUAGCACAUGUAUAACAUGUGAAAGGAUGGGAUCUGCUCGGGACAUUGAAUGUGUCAUGACUUGUAUGCCUAAGUGAAUUUCGACUUCAAGGGAAAAACGCUAUCACCAAUCGCACUC
Marchantia polymorpha subsp. ruderalis is the source of this 3058-nucleotide messenger RNA. The record is from the annotation of a GenBank genome assembly. Lineage: Eukaryota; Viridiplantae; Streptophyta; Marchantiopsida; Marchantiales; Marchantiaceae.